Histoplasma capsulatum G186AR is the source of this 2007-nucleotide messenger RNA. Its product is annotated as phenylacetyl-CoA ligase. The coding region runs from base 177 to 1850 and encodes 557 amino acids. The transcript has 3 exons. The record is from RefSeq and is a predicted model, not a curated record. Lineage: Eukaryota; Fungi; Ascomycota; Eurotiomycetes; Onygenales; Ajellomycetaceae. Gene Ontology annotation, biological process: secondary metabolic process. Gene Ontology annotation, molecular function: CoA-ligase activity.
AUCAUCUUGAUAUCCAUGAUCUCCAGCUUCAGCGCCAUCUUGCACCUCACAGCGCUGUAUCCUCACUUCCAUUGGGCCAUUCGUUUGCCGUUGAGCUUUGGGAUCUGUUUUUGGGGAGCGUACCAGUAUCGUCCGUUGUUUUUUUUUCGAGCUGGCCUCUCGUCAAGUCGCCAAUCAUGCCGGCUCAAUCGCCGUACCCGCCAUUAGAGAUUCCAAAUAUCGAUGUAUGGACUCUUCUUUUCGAGAAUAAGUGGGAGCCUUUCCCUGACGAUCAAGUGAUGCUCGAGGAUGCCGAUACCCUCCGCUCAUACACCUAUUCCCAAGUGAAGUCCACCGCCCUGGACUUUGGAAUGGGUCUAAAGGCCACUUGGGAUUGGCAAAAGGGCGACGUCUUAGCCAUCAUCUCCCCCAACAACAUCGACAUGCCCCCCGUGAUGUGGGGAGCCCAUUGGGCUGGCGGUGUCGUCUCCCCAGCAAACCCGACAUAUACCGUGGAUGAAUUGGCCUUCCAGCUCAAGGGGACAAACGCCAAAGUACUCGUUACCCAAAUGGCGCUCCUGCCCACUGCCACCGCCGCCGCGAAACUGGCCGGGAUUCCUGACAGCCGUAUCAUCCUGCUGGGCGAUGCGCGGGACCCGAGUGCGAAGUUUAAACAUUUCACCUCAGUGCGGAAUAUAUCGAAAUCCACGAGAUAUCGCAAGACGCGCAUCGAUCCAGCGAAGGACCUGGCGUUUCUGUGUUUUAGUUCGGGGACGACCGGUGUACCUAAGGGCGUUAUGCUGUCGCAUCGCAAUAUCGUUUCGAAUAUCCUACAGUUUACUGCUGGAGAGCUGGGGAACCUGAGCUGGGAUAGGGAUAAAGUGUUGGCUUUUCUACCAUUCUUCCACAUAUACGGGUUGACCUGCAUCAUUCACAAAUCCAUGUACACUGGCUUGCAUCUGGUAGUAAUGUCCAAAUUUGACAUCGAAAAAUGGUGCGCCCACGUCCAGAAGUUCCGCAUCACCUUCUCCUACAUCGUACCUCCCGUCGUCGUCCUCCUCGCAAAACACCCCGUCGUUGACAAGUACAACCUCUCCUCCCUGAGACUUUUGAACUGCGGUGCGGCGCCGCUCAGUCGUGAGCUCGUCGAAGCCAUGUCCACCCGCAUCAAGACGGGUGUCAAGCAGGGCUACGGUCUCAGCGAGACGAGCCCCACAACCCAUACGCAAACAUGGGCGGAUUGGGACAAAUACAUCGGCUCAGUUGGCCGCUUGCUACCGAACCAGGAAAUCAAGUAUAUGACUUCGCCUGACGAUGGCUGCGAGCCUGUCGAGCUGCCCAUUGGACAGACAGGAGAGAUCUAUAUCCGUGGCCCCAACGUCUUUCUUGGAUACUUGAACAACCCAGAGGCGACGGCGCAGUGUCUUUCCGCCGACGGCUGGUUCCGCACCGGUGAUGUCGGGCAUCAGGACGAGCAUGGCAAUCUAUACAUAACCGAUCGCGUCAAGGAGCUCAUCAAAUACAAGGGGUUCCAGGUUGCCCCGGCGGAGCUUGAGGGUAUUCUUAUGGAGAACGAGGCGAUUGAUGACGCUGCGGUCAUUGGCGUUGAGAGCGAAGAGCAUGGCUCUGAGGUACCCCGCGCCUACGUUGUGUUGAAAGACAAAGCUGCGGGGCCCACGGCAGAGAAGGCGGAAGCGGAGAAGAUCAUGAAAUGGCUUGCGGGUAAAGUGGCUCCUCAUAAACGGCUGCGCGGAGGGGUGAGGUUCAUCGACGAGAUUCCUAAAAGCCCCAGUGGGAAGAUCUUGAGACGUACACUGAAGGAACGGGCGGAAAAGGAGAACGCUGAUGGUCGGAUGAAGGCCAAGCUGUAGCCCAUCCUAAUUUUCCUUUGGACAUUUCAUUCUUUCGUCUUCCUUUUUGCGCGAAGCUUUUAGUUUCCAGGCUAAUAAAUUUAGCCUGUGGCCUUUCGAUUCGGUGAUCCUGGUUAGUUUGCGUGCGAUUUUUAGAGGUAAAGAUUCUAGAGUAGAG